CCGAGCUCCCGCGCCAUGGCUGAGAGGAAGCAAUCCGGGAAGCCGGCAGAGGACGAAGAAGUCCCUGCCUUUUUUAAAAACCUGGGCUCAGGCAGCCCCAAGCCCCGGCAGAAAUUCUGUGGCAUGUUCUGCCCGGUGGAAGGGUCCUCCGAGAACAAGACCAUCGACUUCGACUCGUUGUCUGUGGGCCGGGGCUCGGGGCAGGUGGUGGCUCAGCAGCGGGACGUCGCCCACUUGGGCCCCGACCCGCAACCGCCGUACUCCCGGCAGGGCCGGCGCGCCGGCGGGGAGCCAUCUGUUGAAUCGAACCGGAAGGUGGAGAUCCGGCGGGCCUCGGGCAAGGAAGCCUUGCAGAACAUCUACGACCAGAGCGAUCGUCUUCUGAUCAAAGGAGGUAAAAUUGUUAAUGAUGACCAGUCAUUCUAUGCAGACAUAUACAUGGAAGAUGGGUUGAUCAAGCAAAUAGGGGAAAACCUGAUUGUGCCAGGAGGGGUGAAGACCAUCGAAGCCCAUUCUAGGAUGGUGAUCCCUGGAGGAAUUGAUGUCCAUACCCGCUUCCAGAUGCCAGACCAAGGAAUGACGUCAGCGGAUGACUUCUUUCAAGGCACCAAGGCAGCCCUGGCUGGGGGAACCACCAUGAUCAUUGACCAUGUCGUGCCUGAGCCCGGGACAAGCCUGCUGGCAGCCUUCGACCAGUGGAGGGAAUGGGCUGACAGCAAGUCGUGCUGUGACUACUCUCUGCACGUGGAUAUCACUGAGUGGCAUAAGGGCAUCCAGGAGGAGAUGGAGGCCCUGGUGAAGGACCACGGGGUAAAUUCCUUCCUCGUGUACAUGGCUUUCAAGGAUCGCUUCCAGCUAACUGAUUCCCAGAUCUAUGAAGUCCUGAGCGUGAUUCGGGAUAUCGGUGCGAUCGCUCAAGUCCACGCAGAGAACGGUGACAUCAUUGCAGAGGAACAGCAGAGGAUCCUGGAUCUGGGCAUCACGGGCCCCGAGGGUCAUGUGCUGAGCCGGCCUGAGGAGGUGGAGGCCGAAGCCGUGAACCGCUCGAUUACCAUCGCCAACCAGACCAACUGCCCCCUGUACGUCACCAAGGUGAUGAGCAAGAGUGCGGCCGAAGUCAUCGCCCAGGCCCGGAAAAAGGGAACCGUGGUGUAUGGUGAGCCCAUCACUGCUAGCUUGGGGACUGAUGGCUCCCACUACUGGAGCAAGAACUGGGCCAAGGCCGCUGCUUUUGUCACCUCCCCGCCCCUGAGCCCUGACCCGACCACUCCGGACUUUCUGAACUCCUUGCUGUCCUGCGGAGAUCUGCAGGUCACUGGCAGUGCCCACUGUACAUUCAACACUGCCCAGAAGGCUGUGGGGAAGGACAACUUCACGCUGAUCCCUGAAGGCACCAAUGGCACCGAGGAGCGGAUGUCUGUCAUCUGGGAUAAGGCUGUGGUCACUGGGAAGAUGGACGAGAACCAGUUUGUGGCCGUGACCAGCACCAAUGCAGCCAAAGUCUUCAACCUUUACCCUCGGAAAGGCCGCAUUGCUGUGGGAUCUGAUGCUGACCUGGUCAUCUGGGACCCCGACAGUGUUAAAACCAUCUCUGCCAAGACCCACAACAGCUCUCUCGAGUACAACAUCUUCGAGGGCAUGGAGUGCCGUGGCUCUCCACUGGUGGUCAUCAGCCAGGGGAAGAUCGUCCUGGAGGAUGGCACUCUGCAUGUCACUGAAGGCUCUGGGCGUUACAUCCCCCGGAAGCCCUUCCCUGAUUUUGUUUACAAGCGUAUCAAGGCGAGGAGCAGACUGGCAGAGCUGAGAGGGGUUCCUCGUGGCCUGUACGACGGACCUGUGUGUGAGGUGUCUGUGACACCCAAGACUGUCACUCCGGCCUCCUCAGCUAAGACAUCUCCUGCCAAGCAGCAGGCCCCACCUGUCCGGAACCUGCACCAGUCUGGAUUCAGUUUGUCUGGUGCUCAGAUCGAUGACAACAUUCCCCGCCGCACCACCCAGCGCAUUGUGGCUCCCCCUGGUGGCCGUGCCAACAUCACCAGCCUGGGCUAGAGGCCGGCUGGCAGCCUACUUGGGGAUGGGGGAUGGGACACCUGAGGACAUUCUGAGACUUCCUUCCUAACUUUUUUUUUAAGAGCCUGUGAUAGUUACUGUGGGGCAGCCAGUUCACGGGGCUCCCUCUUGGGCCCUGCACUCCGUCCCUCACCCGGAGUCACUGAUUUUGCUCACCCACUUCCCUGUACAUCUAAGGAAUAUCACACCCAAGUCUACCCACCAACCCCAUACACGGAACUGCAUCCAACACUCAGACAUGCGAAACAAAGCAAAUCACAACGAGGGCGUUUUUCAUCUCUAACCUCUGUUGUACUUGUUACCAUCUUCCUUUUCAUGGGGGGAGGGGGGUAGGGUGGGGGGAAGAUAAAGUGAAUUGCCCAGAGCUGCCUUUUUCUUUUUAAAUUUUGAAAAAUUUUCUUCAUGGGUCUAGG
Neogale vison (American mink) is the source of this 2483-nucleotide messenger RNA. RefSeq names its product dihydropyrimidinase like 2 (gene DPYSL2). Gene Ontology annotation, molecular function: hydrolase activity, acting on carbon-nitrogen (but not peptide) bonds, in cyclic amides. Lineage: Eukaryota; Metazoa; Chordata; Mammalia; Carnivora; Mustelidae. The transcript is spliced from 14 exons. The record is from RefSeq and is a predicted model, not a curated record. Bases 16 to 2049 code for a protein of 677 amino acids. Gene Ontology annotation, cellular component: cytosol; cytoplasm.